Molecule: messenger RNA, 1086 nt
Organism: Colossoma macropomum (tambaqui)
Lineage: Eukaryota; Metazoa; Chordata; Actinopteri; Characiformes; Serrasalmidae
Gene: kcnk7
Product: potassium channel, subfamily K, member 7
Exons: 3
Coding region: 1-1086 (361 amino acids)
Biological process (GO): potassium ion transmembrane transport; stabilization of membrane potential
Cellular component (GO): membrane
Molecular function (GO): potassium ion leak channel activity
Source: RefSeq, a predicted model, not a curated record
AUGGCUCAGAGCGCGGACUCAGCGCCGACUCUGUGUCGCAGCUACGCUUUCAGCGUUCUGGUCAUCACUUAUAUCCUCUUCAUCCUGCUCGGCGGGGCUGUGUUUAUGGUGCUCGAGCAGCCCGAGGAACGCGCUCUUGUUGCUGAGGUCCGUGAACUUCGAGCGAGCUUUCUGGAAAGCCACCCGUGUGUGGAGGAGAGCGGUCUGGACGAGCUGCUGAGGAAAGUCCUCUCAGCCGGAAAACGCGGCGUCUCUGAGGAGGACGGAGAGGAGGACAACUUUGACUUCACCUCGUCGCUGUUUUUCGUCACUACUUUCCUCACCACGACAGGUUAUGGCACCACCAUUCCACUGUCGGAUGAGGGUCGUGUGUUUUGUAUUCUGUACUGUCUGGUGGGCAUUCCCCUCACUCUCCUGCUGCUCUCCUGCCUCACGCACACUUUACUGCCCAGAGUGACCCACGCGCCCAUCCGCUACCUGCAGCUCUACUGGGGUCUGUCCCACAACAGAGCUGCGCUGCUGUACUGCGGGGUGUUAGCAGUGUGCACAGCGACGCUGUUCUUUCUGCUGCCUGCUGUUGCGCUCUGCCUCUUGGAGAGAGACUGGAGUUUUCUGGAGUCGCUGUACUACUGCUUUAUCUCUCUCAGCACUAUUGGGCUGGGAGAUUAUCUGCCUGGGAGGACGCACAGUCGGGCAGCGCGGCAGGGGCUGGAGUUUGCCACUUCCUGUUACCUGGUGCUGGGACUUGUAGUCCUGCUGGUGGUUGUGGAGAGUUUCUGGCAGCUGCAGCAAGUGCAGGCUUUGGUGCGUCUCUUCGUAGGGGCUCGGGUGAGUGAGCUGAUGGGAGUCGGUCUUGAUGAGCUUGUGCUCAGUGGAGAUUCAGGAGCUCAGGUGAGCUCAGAGGAGCCCCAGUACACUCUCCCUAUCUCCACCAUCUCACACCCCGUCCCUGCUGCCCACACAUCUGCCUCUGCGGAGGAAACAUUUACACUGGAAACACCACACGCAGCAAGCUGUGAGAAGACUGCUUCCAUUACAGUUCACCCAGACGCUAUCACAGACUCACCUGACGAACCAAACAACUGA